AUGGUUGCAGGCUUAGGUAUCAACACCACCCUCAUAGGCCUUCAGUUACAAAGAGUCCAUGACCAAUCUCCCAUAUUUUCCAAGUCUUUCUUAACUCUUGGAAGUAGGUUAGAAAUCUCAAAGUCCAAAUUCGAGUUCAUUGCUAGUCAAGGUUUGUUUUCCAAUUUUAAUAGAUUGAAGAUCAAAGAUACAUCAUUUGGUAUUGUUAAGAGUAUUACUCUAAAUGGUGAUGCAGUGUACACAAAUAGGUUCUUUGGUGACUCUUUAGAUAUGUCCGGACACUAUAUUUACUUUGAAGGAUGUUACUUUUAUAAAUCGGCAACAACCACUCAGCAGAUUGUAGCCUCAAAAGUUGAAAUGACACAAUGCUUUGUAAAUUCUUCUAAGCUAUUGUUUAGAUCAGCUAACGUCUCAAUAAGAAAUUCAUUUAUCAAAUCCUAUAGAUUAGAAGUGAGCUAUAACGAGUAUUUCAGUUGUUCAAAUGUUAACUAUGUACUUCAGCAGCUUAUAUUCUCAUCAGCACAAACAUCUAAGUCAAAUUAUGAUAAUUGUAACAUUUCCAAACUAACAACUGAAAUUAUAUCUCCUGUAUACGGAAACCUUGCAAUGAACCAUCUUGUAAUUUCAGAAAUGAACUCAACUUAUGGAUUGAAAUUCCCGAAACUUGAUUCACCAUAUUUUCAAUACUUAACAAUCCAAGAUAGCACAUUUAAAUCUUGUGCAAUCAGAUCGUCGAUCUCUCUGAACAUAGAGAACCUAGCAGUAUUUAAUACAAAAACUGGAGGUCAAUUCUUUGAUGCAGAUGGCUUGAAGUUAAAUGUAAACGGAUUCUAUUGCGACUGCGAUGUUGAUACCACAGAUAUGCAAAUAGAAGGUACUAAUUUAAGAACGCUUUCAGAAGAAAUGCCAAAACAUGUUCCAAGAAUAACAUUAGUACCUGAUCCACAAUUUCUGGACUACAGACUUGAUAAGGAAAAAACAAUACGCUUUGUUAGAUACUAA
Trichomonas vaginalis G3 is the source of this 1002-nucleotide messenger RNA. RefSeq lists its product as uncharacterized. The coding region runs from base 1 to 1002 and encodes 333 amino acids. The record is from RefSeq and is a predicted model, not a curated record. The transcript has a single exon. NCBI's taxonomy places the organism in Eukaryota, Parabasalia, Trichomonadida, Trichomonadidae.